Molecule: messenger RNA, 3049 nt
Organism: Astyanax mexicanus (Mexican tetra)
Lineage: Eukaryota; Metazoa; Chordata; Actinopteri; Characiformes; Acestrorhamphidae
Gene: nelfb
Product: negative elongation factor complex member B
Exons: 13
Coding region: 138-1889 (583 amino acids)
Biological process (GO): negative regulation of transcription elongation by RNA polymerase II
Cellular component (GO): nucleus; NELF complex
Source: RefSeq, a predicted model, not a curated record
UGAUUGCGACUCGGACAGUUUAUGUGUGUGUUUAGGGAGUUCGGAGCGUAGCUCACUUUGAAUUAGAGAUUAUAAAUAAUAAUAUUUGAUAGGAUUAUUAGUUUAUUAAAUUAAUUCAGCGCUGAUUGGGCCGCAGGAUGUUCGCGGGUUUGCCGGAGUUGGGGAUUUCUAACGGAGAGGAUCUGAAGGAAACUCUGACCAACUGCACAGAACCGCUGAAAGCUAUCGACCAGUUCCAGACGGAGAAUGGCAUUUUGUUGCCCACCUUGCAGUCAGCAUUGCCUUUCUUGGAUCUUCACGGCACACCUCGUCUGGAGUUCCACCAGUCUGUCUUUGAUGAGCUUCGGGACAAGCUGAUGGAGCGAGUUGCAGUCAUUGCAGAAGGCAAAGAUGAGGACAGGUACACUAAGCUGGAAGAACUUCUGGAGAAGAGCUUCCCUCUGGUCAAGAUGCCCUCCAUCCAGCCUGUGGUAAUGCAGGUUAUGAAACACUUACCAAAGGUGCCAGAGAAGAAGCUGAAGCAGGUGAUGGCUGAUAAGGAGCUGUAUAAAGUGUGUGCAGUGGAGGUGAAGAGGCAGAUCUGGCAGGAUAAUCAGGCUCUGUUUGGGGACGAGGUGUCUCCUCUGCUGAAGCAGUACAUUGUAGAGAAGGAAGCUGCACUGUUCAGCAGUGACCUCUCCAUCCUACACAACUUCUUCAGUCCUUCACCCAAGACCCGGCGGCAGGGAGAGGUUGUACAGAAGCUCACACAGAUGAUUGGGAAGAACGUGAAGCUGUAUGACAUGGUGCUGCAGUUUCUGAGGACCCUGUUCCUGCGCACACGCAACGUACACUACUGCACUCUACGUGCUGAGCUGCUGAUGUCUCUCCACGACCUGGAUAUCAGUGAGAUCUGCUCCGUUGACCCCUGCCACAAGUUCACCUGGUGUUUGGAUGCCUGCAUCAGGGAGAAGUUUGUGGAUGCUAAACGAGCUCGUGAGCUGCAGGGCUUUUUGGAUGGUGUGAAGAAAGGACAGGAGCAAGUGCUGGGAGACCUCUCUAUGAUUCUCUGUGACCCCUUUGCCAGUAACACACUGGUUUUGAGUACCGUGAGGAACCUGCAGGAGCUGCUCAGCCAAGAUGCCUUGCCUAGAGACAGCCCAGACUUGCUCCUCCUCCUCAGGAUGCUCUCUCUUGGCCAGGGAGCCUGGGAUAUGAUUGACAGCCAGGUUUUCAAAGAGCCACGACUGGAGCUGGAAGUUGUGACACGUUUCUUGCCUGCCAUGAUGUCGAUCGUGGUGGACGACUACACUUUCACUGUGGAACAGAAGCUCCCAAGCGAAGAAAAGAGCUCCCUCACCUAUCCUACAGCCCUGCCUGAGACAUUUACAAGAUAUCUGCAGGACAACCGAGUAGCGUGUGAGAUGGGCCUUUAUUAUGUGCUUCAUAUCGCUAAACAGAGGAAUAAGAAUGCUCUGCAGAGGCUGCUGCCUGCUCUCGUGGAGACCUACAAUGACAUGGCAUUUGGAGACAUUUUCCUCCAUCUCCUGAUGGGUCACCUGACCCUUCUCUCUGACGAGUUUGGCACGGAGGAGUUCUGCACGGCUGUUUUUGAUAAAUUCCUCCUCACCUCUUACUCCAGCAAGGAGAAUGUGCACAGACACACACUGCGCUUGCUGAACCAUCUCCACCAGAAGGUGCACCAGUCUACUAUGGAAACCCUGAUGAAAACCCUGGAACCACCCAAACAAAGCAGUGAGCAGGUGAAGGAGCUCUACACGCAGCUGACGGAGAAGCUAGAGGCCUCCAAGCGGAGUCCACCUGAGCCUGAGGAAGCACCAGGCCUGGACCUGGGCCUCCAUCCUGUUACAGUCCCCACCACAGCCUCCACACCUACCACUCCACUCUGAGGAGGCAUCUAACGGCAGUUCUUUACUGCUGUACUUAAGGACUACAGUCAUGUAGAGACUGAUCGAGGAGCAGCGCUACCUGGAAUUGGGUUACGUUCACACAGCAGGUCAAAAUGUGGCUCAAAUCUGAUUUUUUUUUUUUUUUUCGAUUAUUUUAUGCUUCUUUAUCUAAAAAAAAUCUUGAAAAAGAGAAACGUUUGCACUGUGUAAAUGACAUGUAUUCCCCAAAAGAGCAGCGCUUCACUUGAAGUUUCGGUUUCAUCCCUGCUAGAAUCACAGGAGCUAUCAUAGGAGUUUAGUUGACUGACAUCUGGGCUCAUGCAUCUCAUAGUAAAAAAGCCAAAUUUUAGCUUUUUUUCAAGCUUUAAAGCUUGUAUUUUUCUUUUUUUUGUGCUGGAGCCACAUUCUGUGGCCACAUUUGGCCAUUACUUCGGAAAAACUGAAUCAGAGAAAUAGCUGAAAUGACAAAAAAGCAGCAGAGCUUUCAGACCUCAAAUAAUGCAAAGAAGAAAACAAGUUCAUAUAAAGUUCAGAAAUCAAUAUUUGGUGGAAUAACCCUGGUUUUAAUCACAGUUUCAUGCUUCCUGGCAUGUUCUCCUCCACCAGUCUUACACACUGCUUUUGGAUAAUUUUAUGCCUUUACUCCUGGUGCAGAAAUUCAAGCAGUUCAGUUUGGUUUGAUGACUUGUGAUCAUCCAUCUUCCUCUUGAUUAUAUUCCAGAGGUUUUCAAUUUGUUAAAAUCAAAGAAACUCCUCAUUUUUAAGCAGUCUUUUAGUUUUCUUCCAGAGCUGUGUAACAAAAAGGAUCAGAUUUGGUCUGUUUUUACUUACUGUGUAUGUGAAUGUAGACUCUGUUUGUUGGAGUUCCUGUUUUUUUUGUAUUUUACAUUGGUCAGAUUAGUAGCCUGCAACUACAACUUCAAAACAGCAGCUUUUUUCUAUUGUAUAAAUGACUGUUUUAUUAAAGCGUGCGUGGUCUCAUUUAAUUGAUGUAUCAAUGCUAAAAGAUGCUUUUCUUACUUUCCUGAACGGCACUGUUAUUGUGACUGACUGAUGUGUGAUAUAGAUCUGAAACUGAUGUGAUGUUUUUGUAGCUGCCCUGCUGUAAAUAAAUUUAUUUAGAAAAUAAAUAAAGCAUUUUAUUGCUAAUGGAAAAUUAA